Messenger RNA from Neurospora tetraspora, 1068 nucleotides. RefSeq names its product ESCRT-II complex subunit-domain-containing protein. Gene Ontology annotation, biological process: protein transport to vacuole involved in ubiquitin-dependent protein catabolic process via the multivesicular body sorting pathway. Gene Ontology annotation, cellular component: ESCRT II complex. The record is from RefSeq and is a predicted model, not a curated record. The coding region runs from base 397 to 1068 and encodes 223 amino acids. The transcript has a single exon. NCBI's taxonomy places the organism in Eukaryota, Fungi, Ascomycota, Sordariomycetes, Sordariales, Sordariaceae. Gene Ontology annotation, molecular function: structural molecule activity; protein homodimerization activity.
CCCAAACCGUUCCUGUCUUUCAGGGCCAGGGGGCUGAUUUAAGCUCACAGAUUGACAGCCCCACUAAUGAUGCGGCCCGGAGCUAAACCUACCCCACUAACCACGAGCUUCGACUUCCCCGGACCGGACGCCGACCCAAGCACGUCAGGAAGCUAGGAGCUUCGUCUCUCACACAGAUCACACUCUCAACCUUCAUCUUCCACUCUUGAACAUUCCCAUCAUUCGCCUUACCACCGCUACGUACAGUCGUCUAAGUUGCCGUAUCUUACUCUCCAUCAUCGUCACCGACCGAAUCUCACCACUCAAAAAAUCAUCUACCUACACCCGACCAACCUCAAGCCACCUACCAAACUAGUCAACCAACCGGUCCUCAAACCCCCUCCAGCCGCAGCCAAAAUGUCAACAACACCUCCCGCCCCCUCAGACUCCAGCACCCCCAACAACCCAAAGUCAACAACAGCAGGCACCCUCCUCCCAAACGACACCUACCCCUUCCCGCGCGAAUUCUUCUUCCCGCCCUUCUUCACCCGCCAAACCAACCUAACGACGCACCACGCCCAACUAACCAAAUGGUCCUCCCUCUUGCUGUCUUACUGCCGCCACCACCGGCUCUUUCGCGUAUCCCUGUCGCCUGACACCCUUCCCUUCAACAACCCGCGCAUCAACCGCCGGCUGGCGUUGGGUGAUAUCAAAGGGGUAGUGGACUUUUUGAAAAAGGAUGGACGGGCUGAGUAUGUUCCUCUUGGUCAGACCAAUAAAAAGGAUGGGACGACGACGACGACAAGAGGAGGAGGGGGAGCUGGUGAGCAGGAAGGCGGGGAGGCGUUCAUCUACUGGCGGACACCAGAGGAAUGGGGGACAUUAAUUGAAGGAUGGGUGGAGGAGACGGGGCAGCGCGGGAGCGUGUUGACGGUUUACGAGCUGAGGGAGGGUGAGGGGACGAGGGGGACGGAGAUUUGGGGGAUGGAUGGGGAUGUGCUUGUCAAGGCGCUGGGGACGGUGGUCAAGAGGGGGAAGGCGCAGAUUUUUCAGAGUGGGGAGGAUUCGUUGGGAGUUAAGUUCUUUUAG